Plasmodium vivax (malaria parasite P. vivax) is the source of this 912-nucleotide messenger RNA. RefSeq lists its product as hypothetical. The record is from RefSeq and is a predicted model, not a curated record. The transcript has a single exon. Lineage: Eukaryota; Apicomplexa; Aconoidasida; Haemosporida; Plasmodiidae. The coding region runs from base 238 to 912 and encodes 224 amino acids.
CUUCUUCCUGUCAUCCUUUGCAAACACAGUGAAUCAGGUUGGCAAAUUUUGCGCUCCCCGAGUUGACCCCCCAACAUACGCACACACGCAAAUAUAUACAUAUGCACACGCAUUGCCACCCGCAGAGCUGAAAUGUAUCUUCCCUAAAUAGCCACUUAACCACUCCGCACUUUCACCGAGACGAAAGGCAAAGCGCACAAUUUUAGCCCUCGUUGCUCCCUCCCCCUUUUGGCCUAAAUGGAAAAUGAAGACUCCCUGGACGGUAGCACCAGCAGUGAAGAGGACCCCCGUGAGGAGAAAGCAAAAUAUGACAACAACUCCGCAGGAUGCUGCUUCACUUUCUCAAGCGAAGUGCUCAAACUGAGCGUCAUUUCGUAUUACUUCUGGACUUCCUUCUGCUACAUAGCUGGGUCAAUCACAUUUAUAUGUGGCUACACAACUUCUUCCUUAAGAAUUCAUGAACAAAUUGUAUGUGCAGCUUCAUCCAACGUGUAUGUCUUUUCAUCCUUGUGGAUGCUUAUUGGCAUGAUCUCUGUGGCCACGUGCAUAUGCUACGCCAUGGCCCUGGACGGGGAAGGCAAUCAAAUACACGCGAGAAAAAACUCCCCUUUAUUUUUGAACAUCCUGGGGAUCCUGUGCAAAACAGUCCCCACCAUUGUCCGCGUGAUUCACAUUUUCAAUUUAUUUCAACUCUACGUGAUGACCCUCGAUGUUAUGAUUUUGCCUGAAUGCAAUUCCUUCGUUGUCCGUUUUGUUCUGUUCAUUGUGCAUAUUUUCUGGUGGACGAUUGUCAUUUUGGGGAUUGUCUCCAGGAGGAAGAUUUUCCUGCCUCCUCAUUUGUACAAGCCGAUAACAAACGACGUGGGGUAUAUUGUUCAUGUAAAUAACUUGUUGCACUCUUUUGGCUUAUAA